GCUGUCUGCUGCUCUCUACCUGUACUCUCAUCCGGAGAGGAACAGGGAUUUUAGUUAGCGUUGGGAGACACAAUGCAUAAAAUAACUGAUAUACUGUAAAGGUUUAUGUUUCUCUUAUGGUCUUGUUUUCUCUGUUACCAUGUUUAUUUGAAGAAAGCAUCAGCAGAUGGUCGGUGGGAGACGUUUCAAAAGCAAAAAGGCAUUGAAUUUCAUCCACUCGUGGAUUAAUGGCUCUCAUACGUGUCGUCCUGCAGAAUCUGUUGAUGUGCAUGGUGUGCUUCUACUCUCUCUACUACAUCGCGGUCAGUCUCUGCGUCGGACUGCUCAGGGUUCAUGAGAUCAACAGCUUGUUGGCUCCCUUUGACUACACAACACAACCGUCAUGGCAGAACCCCAAAUACCUCGUCAGUGUCAUUUCCACAGAAGUGACCUAUGUGUUGGGAGGGCUGGUAUUCGCCUGGAUAGUAGAGGAGUGGGUUUGGGAUUACGCCAUAACUGUCACACUGCUGCACAUCGCGAUGACUGUAGCAGUGAUGUCAGACUUCCCUUCAGCUGAGCACUGGUGGAUAGCUCUGGGUUCAGGCCUGGUGAUGAUGAUAUUUGCAGGACAGCUCAUGGCCUAUAAACUCUUCAGGAGCAACUUCGUCUACCCAGCUGAACUACAGAACUUCUAAUGAACACAACGAGGAAAGCUUUUAAAUGGCUUACUACUUAAUCUCUCUACAUCCCAGUGGGUUCACUUUUCAAAGAUUGUUCAAGCUUCAUGUAGACAUCAGUUUAAGCAACUACAGUAUUUCUAUAGAGAAUAUAAAACAACCACAGGAAACAUUUUGUUCACUUUGUUCAGUAGCUAAUAGUCACAUCCCUCCUUGUACAAAUGGCCCAACUUUGUCUGUUUUUUAAAGCAUAUUCUGUACAGUUUAAAUAUGGUUUUGUAUUGUUUCUUUACAAAUGUCAUACUAUCAACUCAAGGUCUUAGAAGAGAUGACACCUGUAGCAUUCUGUAAAAAAGAAGGUAAAACAAAUCUACUGACUGUCAGCAAAUUUCCUGAUGUAAUUGUAGUGUUAUAUUCAGGUGUCGUAUACUAGAUUUGUAAAGUGUUGUAGUCUGAUUAAGACAAUUACUCUCUGUAUUUUAAUGCUGGUUGUAUAUAUUAGUUAAAAUUGGGUUUACAUUAAAUACUUUACUUACUUUUGUGUGUUUGUGUCUCUAUAUGUGGGAAACUAGAAGAUCCCCGGUCAAUGUGGCACUUUGACCCCUACAGC
Molecule: messenger RNA, 1266 nt
Organism: Cottoperca gobio
Lineage: Eukaryota; Metazoa; Chordata; Actinopteri; Perciformes; Bovichtidae
Gene: tmem244
Product: transmembrane protein 244
Exons: 6
Coding region: 228-674 (148 amino acids)
Source: RefSeq, a predicted model, not a curated record